CACUUCGCUUUUGUAAAUUGUAACUCGAUAUCUCUAAGCGUCCUCCUCUUCUUUUUUUCUUCCGUCAAACUUCGAGGCUCCGUGCCCUGAGCCCGAAAACGGAAAAAAAAAAAUCCAACUCAUUUGCUCCCAUUUAUUUGCCCUGCAUUUGCCAUCACUUUCUAGGGGGAAGUUUAAGAAGAAAUGUACUCGGAUAUUCGGUCUUUACCGUUGGAUGGAUGUGUGGGAGAUUAUCAUGGGUCACUUGAUGGGACCAACUUGCCUGGUGAUGGUUGCUUGGUCCUGACAACUGAUCCGAAGCCUCGACUCCGAUGGACAGCUGAACUCCAUGAACGUUUCGUCGAUGCUGUUACUCAACUUGGCGGCCCUGACAAAGCAACCCCUAAGACUAUUAUGAGAACAAUGGGAGUAAAAGGCCUUACCCUCUAUCACUUGAAGUCACAUCUUCAGAAAUACCGGCUGGGGAAGCAAGCUUGCAAGGAAUCAACUGAUAACCCUAAGGAUGCUUCUUGUGUCGCAGAAAGUCAGGACACUGGUUCAUCUACAACAUCAUUAUCAUCGAGAAUGGUAGCACAAGACUUGAAUGAUGGUCACCAGGUUACCGAAGCUCUUCGAGUGCAGAUGGAAGUGCAACGAAGACUACAUGAACAGUUGGAGGUACAGCAUCGACUUCAACUUCGGAUUGAAGCACAAGGCAAAUACCUACAGUCAAUACUCGAGAAAGCCUGUAAAGCUUUGAAUGAUCAGGCUGCUGCUUCUGCUGGUCUUGAAGCUGCCAAGGAAGAGCUUUCUGAACUGGCUAUCAAGGUUUCCAAUGAUUGUCAAGGGAUGGUUUCCUUGUCUGAACUUGCUGCUGCUCUAGACAACAAAACUACUUCCACUAUGCCUGCCCGGAUUGGCGACUGCUCUGUUGAAAGCUGCUUGACUUCUGCUGGAAGCCCUGUUUCUCCGAUGGCUGUUGGUUCACAGGCAGCUAUUAUGAAAAAGAGGCCAAGACCCUUGUUGGUAAUGGAGACCCUUUGCCCUUGGAUGGCAACAUAA
Messenger RNA from Durio zibethinus, 1041 nucleotides. Lineage: Eukaryota; Viridiplantae; Streptophyta; Magnoliopsida; Malvales; Malvaceae. The record is from RefSeq and is a predicted model, not a curated record.